AUGCAGCGUCCUCAGACUCAGCUCAACCAAAAACGGCGCGAGAUGUUGAACUCCAAGAUGGGAGAAAAAGAAAAAAUUGCAAUACCACGAAGAGCUUUUCGUGCUCCAAAAAAUAAAUCACAAAAUAUUCAAGUUCAUACGCCCCAAAUUCUUCCACCUGGCGUUGAUUUAAUUAAGCAGCGAAGUCCUUCUCCACAACUCCAAACUGCUCCAAUUUCACGUAAUAACGAACCAAUAUCUCCAGUUGGUAACAACUACGAUCCAUUAAUGGAUUCAUUCUUAGAAAAACUACUUAACAAAAGCAUUAGUGAUACUAUUGAAUUAUUCUUCCGCACAAACUUAGCGGCAAAACAAGUAAUUUAUUGGGAAAACGUUCCUAGUUUAGGAUUCCUUUACAGUCCAUCAACACUUAAAACAGUUCCACUUAUGUCUGGUUUAGUCGGUUACGCAUUCUAUUCAAAAACGACGAUUAAUUCUCCAAAUCCUCCUGCUCAUCCAUCAUUUCAUCCAAUGGCAGAUAGUAAGUUAUUACCACUCAAUGCUCCAGCGUUGGUUUUCCCAUUGUUUAACGAGAAAAAUCAACCUGUUUUGGUUGUUGAGAUUAUUAGACCAGUUAAUGGCGAACCAUUCACAUCAGAUGAUGUACAAUUCUCAGAAUGGUUCCAAAACAAAUUCUCAUUCCUCAGUAAAUGGAUUUUCCCGAAGCCAAAUUUGACAAAAUUUACUGAGUCAAUUUUCAAUGUUGUCAACAACAAUGAUUUCAUGAAGAACAUCCGUCCAGUUAUCUGUCAGUUUUUCAAAGCCAGGACAUUCGAAUUAUGGUCAUUAAAUACAAAAACAAAAGAAAUGUUCCAAUAUACAGACAAAAUGACAAAGAUGAACGCUCUAUCAUCAGGUAUUGCCGGUCACGUGCUUCGCGCCAAUGAAAUGGUCAACAUUACAAACUCAAGAUUACAUAAUGCCUUUAUUGAGUCUUUAGAUGGCAGUGAUGACCUUCCUUUCCUUGGUGUUCCAUAUCUUGAUGCAGAAACAAACAUAAUUUGGGCUUGUAUAUUCCGUGGCCGCCAAGAAAGUCAAUUUUUCGGAAAUUAUGAAGUCAAUGUCCUCCAAGAAGUGAUUCCACAGAUUGUUAUGGCUGUGAAGAACUCAAAUAUCGUUACUUCAUUACAAGACGACCUCGAAGCCGGAAGAAUGGAAAGAGAAGGUCUGACAACAAUCCUUUCUGCAGUCCAGGAAGUUUCUAAAGAGCUUAAUACUGAGAAAUUAUCCGAUAUCAUUGUAGAAAAAGCUCGUAUGUUGACACAUUCAGAUCGUUGCUCAUUAUUCUUGAUGAAUGAUACCAAAGACAGGUUAAUUACAACAAUCCAGACUGGUCUAGAUAAUUACAUUGAUAUUUCAGUCACAAGAGGUAUAGUUGGUCGGACUGUCAAAGAUGGAACAACAUUAAUCAUCAAUGACGCCUACAACAACGAGUAUUUCGACCCAACAACAGACAAAGAGACAGGCUACAAGACCGAAACCAUUCUUUCCGCUCCAAUUAAAAAUACUGCUGGAGAACCCAUCGGUGUUACCCAAAUGGUUAACAAAUAUGGUGGCAAUUACACUCAGAAUGAUGCCAGAGUCAUCGAAGUCUUCAACGCGUUUUGCGGAAUUUCAAUUGAAAAUGCAAAGCUCUUCAAAGAGAGUUUGGACAAUUCGAAGAGGUUAAGAGCUGUCGUAGAAUGCGCAUUCUCAUUAAGCAAGACGGAUAAGUUGACAUUAUUGAUUUCGGAUAUCAUGAAACUGGCAAGACUUUCUAUCGGAGCAGACAGAGCCGGUGUCUUCGUUCUUGAUGAAAAGGCAGACAUGCUUAAAUCAAUUCUCUACGAGGGAACUGAUAAACAAAUUCUUCUGCCGAUAGAUAACGGUUUGGCCGCAUCAUGUUGUAAAGCCAAAGAAGGAGCAAUAUCUAACAAUGUCCAAUUAGAUCCAAGAUACGAUGACACAUUGAACCAGCAGUUAGGAAUAAGAGUAACUAAUUUACUUGUUUAUCCUGUUCUUUCAAACAAAGGAAAAGUUCUUGGUGUUGCAGAAAUGAUCAACAAACCAAGUGGUUUCUCGAAAGCAGACUUAAACCUUCUCCAGUUCUUCACGUCCUUCACUGCCAUGGCCCUUCAGAACCAGAACGUCUCAGCCAAAUUAGCAGCAGAUGCUGGUUCAACAUUAAGCACAGAAGAAGAAAACGCAUUGAAUCCUGAAGAAGAAAAGAAAUGUGAAAUACCUGAAAGACUUGUUCUGCCUGAACAAAUCCAGCAGAAACUAACUCUCAGAGAAGUGUUCCAACCAGAUUUCUCUGAAGAUGAAAGAGUCGCCGAGCUCUUCUAUUUCUUCCAACACUUCGAUUUGAUGAAGAAAUUCAAUAUAACCGCCGGAUUACUUUAUCGUUUCAUUAUGACUAUCCGCGAAACAUACAAUGUUAUUCCUUAUCACAACUGGACGCAUGCUGUUGAUGUUACUCAGUUCAUGGUUUAUCAGCUCGAGAAAGCAGAAUUGAGCAAAGUUUUCUCUCCAUUUGAAAUUCUUGCAAUUUUGGUUGCAACAAUUUGUCAUGAUGCAAAUCAUAAUGGAUUUAACAACCAAUACAACGAGAAAGCACAACUUCCUUUGGGUAUUUUGUUCAAGGAUAUGUCUGUUCUCGAAGUUUACCAUUGCACAGUUGCUAUUGGUAUUAUUUCCAAAGAAAAGACAAACAUUUUCACAGGAAUUCCUGAAGAAGACAUUCCAAGAAUUUGGACAAUUAUCAUUCACAUGAUCAAAGCAACUGAUAUGAAAUUGCACUUCAGUAUUGUCCAGAAAGCCCAGGAAUUACUUGAUUCUGGCAAAUUCGACAUGAAUGAUCCUGCUUGUCGCUUGUUGUCAAUGCAAUUAUUGUUGAAGGUCAGUGAUAUUUCAAAUGUAUCAAGACCAUUCGAUUUCGCAAACAAAUGGUGCGAUAUUUUGAACGAAGAAUUCUUCAGACAAGGAGAUAACGAAAAGAAGCUUGGUUUAGGACUUUCUUCGCCAUUAAAUGAUAGAGAAAAUGCAGAUAAACCAAAGGGACAAAUUGGUUUCUACAACUUCAUAUGCUUGCCUUUGUAUAACGUUGUAAAGAGAAUAUUCCCUGCUCUAAGUGUAAAUGCUGAUUCUGUCAGUGAUAAUCUCAAAGUUUGGGUCCAACUAGGCUCAAAGAAGAAAGAAGCCGCUGCUCAACAACAACAACAGCAACAGCAAUCUCAGGAACAAGCACAACAGCCUCAACAACCUCAACAAGAACAAAAAGAAGAACAAAAAUAA
This is a messenger RNA of Trichomonas vaginalis G3, 3312 nucleotides long. Its product is annotated as cyclic nucleotide phosphodiesterase family. The coding region runs from base 1 to 3312 and encodes 1103 amino acids. Gene Ontology annotation, molecular function: protein binding; 3',5'-cyclic-nucleotide phosphodiesterase activity. The transcript has a single exon. Gene Ontology annotation, biological process: signal transduction. The record is from RefSeq and is a predicted model, not a curated record. Lineage: Eukaryota; Parabasalia; Trichomonadida; Trichomonadidae.